Orycteropus afer afer is the source of this 1353-nucleotide messenger RNA. It is a transcript of the gene GDF9, whose product is annotated as growth differentiation factor 9. NCBI's taxonomy places the organism in Eukaryota, Metazoa, Chordata, Mammalia, Tubulidentata, Orycteropodidae. The record is from RefSeq and is a predicted model, not a curated record. The transcript is spliced from 2 exons. The coding region runs from base 1 to 1353 and encodes 450 amino acids. Gene Ontology annotation, molecular function: growth factor activity; cytokine activity. Gene Ontology annotation, biological process: SMAD protein signal transduction; BMP signaling pathway. Gene Ontology annotation, cellular component: extracellular region.
AUGGCCCUUCCCAGGAAAUUCCUCUUUUGGUUUUUCUGCUUUGUGUGGCUGUGUUUUUCUAUUAGCUUUGGUUUUCAGGCUUCUAAAGGAGAAGUUCAGAUUGCAGCCAAUACAGAGUUAGAGCCUGAGGCUCGGUCCUUGCCACAAACUCUAGACGAAAGAGACAGAUCUGGCCUUCUUCCCCCACUCUUGAAGGUUUUGUCUGAUGAACGAGAUGGAGCACCUAGGCUGCCGCCAGACUCUAGAGCUCUGCGCUACAUGAAGAGCCUCUAUAAGGCAUAUGCUACCAAGGAAGGGAUCCCCAAAUCCAACAGAAGUCACCUCUACAACACUAUUCGGCUCUUCACGCCCUGUGCCCAGCACAAGCAAACUCCUGGGAACCAUGUGACAGGAGGCCUUCUGUCAGUGGACCUGCUGUUUAACCUGGAUAGUGUUACUUCUCUCGAACAUUUACUCAAGUCAGUCUUGCUAUAUACUUUCAACAGCUCGGUUUCGUUUCCCUCUGCUGUUAAAUGUGUGUGCAACCUGGUAAUGACGGAACCAAAGUCUUCUAGCAAGACUCUUCCUAGAGCUCCAUACUCAUUUACCUUUAACUCGCAGUUUGAAUUUAGAAAGAGGCACAAAUGGAUUGAGAUUGACGUGACCACCCUUCUUCAGCCUCUCAUUGCCUCCAACAAACGAAGUAUUCACAUGUCUGUAAAUUUGACAUGUGACAAAGACCAGCUGCAGCAUCCUUCCACACAGAAUAGUCCGUUUCACAUAUCUCUUCUGGUACCCCCGUCACUGCUCUUGUACCUGAAUGACACGAGUGCUCAGGCUUAUCACAGGUGGUAUUCUCUCCGCUAUAAAAGGCCUCCACAGAGUCCCAACCAGAAGAGAGGUCAGGCUGCACAUCCCAUGGGGAGAGAGGCUGCUGAGUGUGGAAGAGCUUCCCGUCACCGGAGAGGUCAGGAAACUGUCAGUUCUAAAUUGAAGGAGCCCCUGGUUCCAGCCUCCUUCAAUCUCAGUGAAUACUUUAAACAAUUUGUGUUUCCCCAAAAUGAGUGUGAGCUCCAUGACUUUAGACUUAGCUUUAGUCAGCUGAAGUGGGACAACUGGAUUGUGGCCCCGCACAGCUACAACCCUCAAUACUGUAAAGGGGACUGUCCAAGGGCAGUUGGGCAUCGGUACGGCUCCCCAGUGCACACCAUGGUGCAGAACAUCAUCUCUGAGAGGCUGGACCCAUCAGUGCCAAGGCCAUCAUGUGUGCCUGCCAAAUACAGCCCCUUGAGUGUUCUGACCGUUGAGCCUGAUCGGUCAAUUGCAUAUAAAGAAUAUGAAGACAUGAUAGCCACUAAGUGCACCUGUCGUUAA